Molecule: messenger RNA, 3732 nt
Organism: Sorghum bicolor (sorghum)
Lineage: Eukaryota; Viridiplantae; Streptophyta; Magnoliopsida; Poales; Poaceae
Exons: 2
Coding region: 235-1419 (394 amino acids)
Biological process (GO): response to aluminum ion; response to acidic pH
Source: RefSeq, a predicted model, not a curated record
AAAAAUCUGAAAAAUUUUACAAAAUUUUUUGGAAAGUAAAUAAGGCCUUCACAUUUGUGACGCGACACCUUUAAUAAAAAAAAUGGAAACUGAAAGUGUCCCGAGUGCCCACCGGAACCGUGAAUUUCACAAGUGGAGGAGGGCUUGCACGCAAAAGGCAGCAACCUCAGCAGUCAGCAGCAGCAAAGCGCGUCGUGUCGUGCCAAUCCAACUCGCUGGCAGUGGCGGCUGGUGAUGGACUCCACAAGGAGCAACCAGGUCGCCGGCACGCGCAGCAGCACCAUCGCGUCGAGGGCUGCUGCCACGGCCCCGCCUUUGCUGACCAUGCCGGGCGGCGAACUCGCUGACGCCAUCAUGGGCGGCGGCGGCGGCGGCGGAGCGGACGGGGACCCGCGGGCCGCCCUCCUCCGUCUGGCUGCCCUCGGGGACCGCAUGGCCGCCGUCCGGGGCCGUAUCUCCGCCUCCAUCUCGGGCGAGGCCCGGCCCCUCUCCUACGCCGACAUCCAAUCCGUCUCCUCCGAGAUCUCCUCCGCCGCGCAACUCGUCGUCCUCAACGCCGCGGAGCUCCUCGCUUGCUCCGUCCCCUUCCCCGCCCCACUUCCACCUCCUCCCUCCGCCGCUCCUUCUCCCGCUCCCGUCCGAGAGAUCCCCGCUGUGGCCGCCUCCGUCCAAGAGCAGCAACCCCUGGAGGCCGCCAAGGGCGACGGCGGCGGCUACGAGGUCGUGGAGCUCGACGCCGCCGAGCUGCUAGCGGAGCACGUCCACUUCUGCGAGAUCUGCGGCAAGGGCUUCCGCCGCGACGCCAACCUCAGGAUGCACAUGCGCGCCCACGGCGACCGCUUCAAGACCCUCGACGCGCUCUCCCGCCCUGGCCACGGCCACGGCCAGCCGCCCAAGCUGCCCGCGGGCAGCAACGUGCGCUUCUCCUGCCCCUUCGCCGGCUGCAACAGGAACCGCGCGCACCGCCGCUUCCGCCCGCUCAAGUCGGCGGUGUGCGCGCGGAACCACUUCCGCCGCAGCCACUGCCCCAAGCUCUACGCCUGCGAGCGCUGUGGCGGCAAGAAGCGCUUCGCUGUCCUGGCCGAUCUCCGCAGCCACCUCCGCCACUGUGGGGAGGAGGCACAGUGGCGCUGCUCCUGCGGCACCACCUUCUCCCGCAAGGACAAGCUCUUCGGUCAUCUCGCGCUCUUUGAAGGCCACACGCCGGCAAUCACUAAGCCAAACAAGGAUGUGGUGACAGGACCUACAGAGUCCACCAUUGAUGCUAUGGAGGAAGGGGGAUUUGAAGAAGGCAAUCCUGACCGGGAGGAGGAUGAGGAGGGUGGUUAUGAUCCAGAGUUCUUCAAGGAGUGGAUGGAGGAGCUCAGAGGUGGUGCUAGUGGCUCCAACUGGCCUGGACCAGCGGCAGCCGGACAAUAGCAAUGUUGUGAGGGCUAAUUGGGAUGAUUAUGUGUGUAGCAUUUCUGAAGUGGCUCUUGUAUUAGGUUAGGCCAGGCAAGUGGCACCUUAACAUGGUAUUUUUACAACUAUAAAUUCACUUUUCACUGUAAUGGACAUCUUUUGGCGCUUUAAAUGUGAUAUGAAUAAGAUGGUUGUUUCAGCCCCUUCUUCAUCAUCCUUUUUUGGACUAGUACUUAGACCACAUAUGCUUUAUUCAUGGUUCAGGUGAUAAAUAGUAUAAUUUGCUUUCCCUAUUGUGAUAGAAUGUAAACGACUAUUGAAUCUAGGGCUAUCAUCAAGAGAUGAAACUUGUUGUUGAGCUUUUGCCUAGAACUGCCAUGAACAACAUGUAGCUUGAAUUCAAUGAAGGGUGCACUUAUAAGUGAGUUUCAUAAAGUAAUAUUUAAUAGGUUUUAUCAUGAAUCUUUGACUGGAGAUCUUCUUUGGGUUGACUUCAGUUGCUGUUUAGUUUUUCCCUUUUUGGGCCAAGGUGGUUUUCUCACCCAGAAAUGCCAAUUAUGGAACAUCCGUUGGCUUGUUUUUGCUCUUACACAAUGUUACCACCGGGAGCAUCUGUGUGCAUUCUGUGACUUUCUUUGCAAGGAAGCUAGUGUUUUUGUCGUUAUCAUCUUUGUUCAUUUCCUCUAGACGUGUUAUAAUCAUAAUGCUUGUUAGGAUAACUUAUUGUACACCUUGCAUUUCUCAUUGUGGCUCACGAUGCAUUACGUGAUUACAGUUUUAUUUUCACCAAAGUUUUACUCUGCUGUUAUCGUAUACCCUGAUUCAUACAAUAUCGAACUCUCAUGUGGUCAGAAUCAUUAUGAAUGUAGUGUUUCUGAAAAGGCUCAUGUAUUAGGUUAGGGCAGUAUGGUCUUUUACAAUUAUGGGUCCCUUUUUCUUAUACCUCAAUGAACUCUUUUUGGUCCCUUUUAAAUGGAGUAUGAGUUAGAUCAUUGUUUCAGUCCCUCAUCAUAUUCUUCCCCCCUUUUUUGGACAGGCCCUAGGACCACAUUUGAUUUGUUUAUGGUUUAGGUUAUAAUUUUGUUAUCCCUGUUUCGAUGGAAUGUAAAUGACUAAUGAGUUUAGGGCGUUUAUUUAGAUAUGUUACAAUGUUUACAAGUUGUCUAGUCGAACCUAGUCGCCAUGGGACCAAGACGAUUAAUCGGGUGACUUGUACAAGUCGACGGUACCCCUAAUCAGUCACCAGGGACUGAUUAGGAUGAUUAAUCGUGAUUAAUCAGACGACUUGUAAUGAAACUUCAUGUUGUUGAACUUUUGCGAAGAACUCCGACUGGUGCCAUAUUUAAUAGGUUUUAUUCUGGAAUCUUUCUGCUGACUUAAUCAGGAUCUCCUUUCAUUUAAUUUCAGUUGUCGCCUAAUUUUUUUCCUUUUUGGACAAGGUAGUUUUCUCACCUAACAAUGCUUAGAGUAUUGAACAUCUACUAGUUUGGUUUUCGUCCUCCGAAUUGUUGGAGAUCUUUUCUGAAUUCACUUUGGUUGUCUCAGGGGUUUUCUGUCUUUUUUUCGGACAGUUUUCUCACUCAGCAAUACUCCCUCCGUUCCAAAUUAAAUCAACUUCUAGAGCUAUCUAAGUCAAACUAUUUUAGCUUUGACUAACUUAUUUGGUAUCAUACCCUUUUCUAUAAAGUCGGUCAAUUCUUAAGAUAGUUUGACUUUGGGACUUAGCGUGAUUCUAGGAAUUUAUUUAUUUUGAGACGGAGGUAGUACCAAAUAUUGAACAUCUCUUGGCUUGUUUUUGCUCUUCUGCAAUGAAUGUUACCACGCGGAGCACCUAUGUUAGUAUUUUGUCAUAUUUUGGGACGGAGGUAGUAUCAAAUUUUGAACAUCUAUUGGCUUGUUUUUGCUCUUCUGCAAUGAAUGUUACCAUCCAGAGCACCUAUGCUAGUAUUUUGUCAGUUCCUCUCAUAAGGAAGCUAGAGUUUUCUCAUUAUAUAAUAUGUUACUUUCCUCUAGAUGUGUUGUCAUCAUAAUGCAUGUUAGUAUCAGUGUUUUCACCCUGUAUGUCUUCAUUGUCUCGACAAUGGAUUACAUGCUUACAGUUUCUCUUUUACAAUGCAUGCGAGAGUAAUUCGCUUGCAAGGAAAGUUAUUCAUGUAAAUCUUUGUUAGGAUGAAUCUGUGAGCCUUGUAUUUCACAGCAAUAGGUAAGGAAUCAAACUGGGCAAUUUAACUAUGAGGGAAAAUUGUCUUUCUUUAGUUGGUGCACUCCUGGUUCCUUUUCACCUAUUUUUUAACUCUGCCGUUUAUUGUAUGCCCUGAUUCAUAACUUUGU